Sinocyclocheilus grahami is the source of this 1401-nucleotide messenger RNA. Its product is annotated as guanylate-binding protein 3-like. NCBI's taxonomy places the organism in Eukaryota, Metazoa, Chordata, Actinopteri, Cypriniformes, Cyprinidae. Gene Ontology annotation, molecular function: GTP binding; GTPase activity. The transcript is spliced from 9 exons. The annotation marks the transcript as partial. The record is from RefSeq and is a predicted model, not a curated record.
AUGCCUAACACCACAAAUGACAAAGUGUGCUUGAUUGACACGGCGUCCGAUGGGAAGCUGUGUGUGCAGGGGUCAGCGUUGCAGGUUCUGGAGCAGAUCCAGCAGCCCGUGGUGGUGGUGGCUGUGGUGGGUCUCUAUCGCACCGGGAAGUCCUACCUGAUGAAUCGACUGGCCGGGAAACAAACAGGGUUUGCACUGGGCAGCACAAUCGAGUCCAAGACGAAGGGCAUCUGGAUGUGGUGCGUGCCUCACCCCACUAAAGCAGAAACCACUCUGGUGCUGCUGGACACCGAGGGACUCGGGGACGUGGACAAGGGCGACUCGAAGCAUGACACCAGGAUCUUCUCUCUGGCUGUCCUUCUGAGCAGCACUCUAGUCCUGAACAGUCGAGGAACUAUUGACAACAGGGCUAUAGAGGAACUGCAAUACGUCACUGAGCUAACAGAGUACAUCAAGAUCAAGUCACCUGAUGAAGCUGUAGAUGAUGCAGAGUUUGUCAAGUUCUUCCCCAGUUUCAUCUGGGCCGUGAGGGACUUCACUCUGCAGCUAAACAUCGAUGGGAAAGACACAACAGAGGACGAAUACCUAGAGUUUGCUCUGAAACUAAAACUAGGUAACUCGAGUCAAGUGAACAAUUACAACCUUCCAAGAGAGUGCAUUCGCAAAUACUUCCCAUCUCGGAAAUGUUUCACCUUCCCGUUCCCAACCAAUCCAGACAAUGUCUCUUAUCUGGAGACACUGGACCCAGCUGAGAUUUCAAAACGAUUCUUGGAGGUCACGGGUCGUUUCUGCCAGUUUAUCUUUGACCAGAGCCAAGUGAAAAAUCUGAAAGACGGACACACGGUCACCGGCAGAGUUCUGGGUCAUCUAGUAAAAACAUACGUAGACACCAUCGCCAGUGGAGCUGUGCCGUGUCUGGAGAACGCUGUGAUCUCAAUGGCACUGAUUGAGAAUGAGGCUGCUUUUCAGGAGGGGCUUGAGGUGUACCAGAGUGGAAUGGAGAAGCUGAAGAAGUCCUUCCCUCUGGAACUGAAUGAAAUCACCUCAGAACACCAAUGCUUCAGUCUCAUGGCAACACAGACCUUCAUGAAACGCUCCUUCAGGGACAGUGAUGGGAAGUACUUGACAUCUUUAGAGGAAGCCAUCAAUCAUCAGUUUGACAGCUAUCUCUGGGACAACGAGAAGGCCUCCGAGGCAAAAUGUGAAAGUCUUCUAUCAGUUCUCUCUGAACCAAUGACCGAGCGGAUCAAUCAAGGAUUUUAUGCCACAGCUGGUGGGUACGAUCUCUUCUGCCAGGACCUGGAGGACAUUGUGAAUCAGUACAAUACACUGGCCUAUCAAGAAGUCAAGAUUGCCAAGGUGUUGGAGAAAUUUCUACAGCAGAAGGUUGCAGUCACCACC